CUUUGAUGAUUGGGCAGCGGCGAACUUCAAAGUCAUAAAUCUCACUCCUGACUGGCUGGCGGCCCACCAAAGUCCUUAUCAAAUCCUAAGAAGUGAUUCUUCACUCUCUCAGAUAGUCCGAGGAUAGCUGGAGGAGAGGAAGCGCUUUUCCACGAGAACGCCUUAUUUCGGCGCACCGAGUUUGGUUUGUUUGAAUUGGGAAGCUUGAGGAACUCGAGGAAGUGUUGCCAUGGCAGCUGUGGCUGUGUUGCGGAACGAAACACUACAGGCAUUUCUUCAGGAUCGCACUCCAAACUCCUCGCCGGAAAACACUAAACAUUCUCCUUUGGCACUUUUGGCGGCUACGUGUAACCGGAUCGGUCACCAUCACGGCACCACUCCCACGGACUUUAUUCAAGUUCCCUUCGACAGCACCCUAGCUUCGCCCUCGCGGAUUUUCCACCCGUGGACUAACGAGGCAACCCCCCCGUCCGCGCUUUCCAGCAAUUCCUCCUUUGGACUAUCCUCGAAAUCUCACCUGCAGGGCUCGUACACCUCCCACCAUGAGCUCCCGUUGACCCCUCCGGCUGACCCCACAUAUCCUUAUGACUUCUCCCCCGUGAAAAUGUUGCCGUGCUCCAUGCAGUCGUUACAAUCAUCUUGCCCGCCCACAUACGUCCCCGCGGUUACUUACGCAGCACCGACCCCGAUCCCACCCGCGAUGACCGGUUUCGUAACGGGACACUCGGGCCUGGUCCAUCACCAGCAGAGACAGCUGUCUCCGAACCCUGGGGACGAUAUACCGUGGUGGAGCCUUCAACAAGGCAACCACGUCAAUCACCCGUCAACUCUCGCCCCCCAUCGCUUUCCAAUCCAACGGGGUCUGGUGCUGGGACACACGGACUUUGCGCAGUACCAGACCCAAAUCGCAGCUCUUCUCCAUACCAAGUCCCCGCUUGCCACCGCCCGCCGAUGCCGGAGAUGUCGGUGUCCUAACUGUCAAUCAUCCAGCUCAAGCGACGAGCCCGGGAAAAAGAAGCAGCACAUCUGUCACAUUCCUGGAUGCGGGAAAGUAUACGGCAAAACCUCGCACCUGAAAGCGCAUCUGCGCUGGCACUCGGGAGAGAGACCCUUCGUGUGUAACUGGCUCUUCUGUGGGAAAAGUUUCACAAGGUCGGACGAGUUACAGAGACAUCUGAGGACUCAUACCGGAGAAAAACGCUUUGUGUGUCCGGACUGCUGCAAAAGGUUUAUGAGGAGCGAUCACUUGGCCAAACAUGUCAAGACGCACCAGAAUAAGAAAAGCAAAAGUCACGAAAAGACCUCUGAAUAUGUGAAAAGAGAAGACUUGAGACCUGUUUAGCUGACUAUAGAUGGCUUUAGACUAGUGCAAUAAAAUCUUGACAAAGUUCAGGAUUCUAAUGAGUCGAAAUGUUGGAAUUUUUUAUUUUAUUUUUCAAAAAGUCAGUACUUUUCAUUGAAAUAGCUUCGCGAGACUUACUGGACUGGGAGCCUUCUUCGGACAUGUAAAUAAACUUUUCAAGUCGUUCACAGUUCUUAAAGGGACCCUGGAAAAUGUUUUGUAUUUCUGAGCUGUCCAAAAACAUUAACAAGUUUUAACUUGUGUUGAGAUCCUUGUCUUCGGUGGAAGAUUUCUUUAUCCUGUAGAUACAUUGAUAGCUUUUGUUGAAUGAAAGUGACAGUUUUUCACUCCUUGUGGGGUGUCUAGCAUGCUAUUAAAAACAAUCUGUUAAACCUAUGAAGUAAUGUGUGAAAAUAAAAAGUAUGACUUGUACAUUCCAUUUAAACAAAGUGGUGAGAACCGAAAUUAUUUUUUGAAGAGAAAAUCAGGGAUCAAAUGUGGAAUUUAAAGUUUUAUAGUGUGACAGAGAAACAGUGAAACUGUUGGUAAGUUGGUGACUGUGUAAAUGCCCAAACUGAGCCUAGAAUGAAACACUGAGUUUUGACUUUCUG
Triplophysa dalaica is the source of this 1953-nucleotide messenger RNA. RefSeq names its product Sp5 transcription factor a (gene sp5a). The coding region runs from base 230 to 1342 and encodes 370 amino acids. The transcript has 2 exons. Lineage: Eukaryota; Metazoa; Chordata; Actinopteri; Cypriniformes; Nemacheilidae. Gene Ontology annotation, biological process: regulation of transcription by RNA polymerase II. The record is from RefSeq and is a predicted model, not a curated record. Gene Ontology annotation, molecular function: DNA-binding transcription factor activity, RNA polymerase II-specific; RNA polymerase II cis-regulatory region sequence-specific DNA binding.